Messenger RNA from Lindgomyces ingoldianus, 1222 nucleotides. RefSeq lists its product as uncharacterized. The record is from RefSeq and is a predicted model, not a curated record. The coding region runs from base 411 to 1058 and encodes 215 amino acids. NCBI's taxonomy places the organism in Eukaryota, Fungi, Ascomycota, Dothideomycetes, Pleosporales, Lindgomycetaceae. The transcript has a single exon.
CCAUGACUCUCCACAAACCUCAUAUUCAAGCAUCUUUUCGUGCGCUUGACAUUGCGUUAAUCAGGUGUUACGCGCAUUCAUUUAUGACGACAAAUAUUCACCGUCUAAGUUGAAGAUUUUGCGUCUUGCUGCACGAUAUAGCCCUGCAUUUGCCCUUGAAUAUUUUGUCCCUGCAUUUGAAUACUACAUGCAUGCAGAUCACCAACUUUAUGGAUAUUCAGCCACAUUUCGUAUCAUUCACCAAGACCCAUCGCUUUUCCCAAAGAAACAUCAGUAGCAUAUAACCUGUAUCUAUCUAUUCCGGUCUCACAUCUCGCGCCACCGAUCAUUCCAACGCUCGUCCAACUAUCCAAGUCCUCCCUCUUGAGAGCAACUCUCCUCAACCCACGAUUUUAAAACAAAACCCGCAAAUGUGCUACCACAACUACACUCGGCACCCGGGGUGUGGUCACCUCGGCGAAUCCCAUACCCAACCCUGGACACUCUGUCACACGGCCGAACAGCGACUUUCAAACCUGCGAGGACCUGUUUCCCCUCCUCUAACCUCUCCUCUUUUAAUAUCAUCAUCGUCCAUGCCGCCACCAAAACGCCACACCCGGAUCUUCUCGCUUUCCAAAAUCACCAGAGCAACAUCUACUAUAACCACAAAAUCAACCCGCCGCGCAGUAUCAGACUCCACAUCCUACCCGCGGACGUCUACCUCGUCAUCUUCGUCCAACUCCCCUGCCCUAUCCCCACUCACAGACCACGAACUCGAAUUCGCACGCUGCAAAGCCCCAACGCGGCGGACCCAGAUCGCGAGCGGUAUGCCCAUGGACGUGUGUAAGGAAUGCCGGAAGUCGAUUCAAGAUAUGCGCAAUAUGCUUGAAAGGUAUGAGAAAACGGGGAGUGUGUUGGGGACGACGGCUUUUGAGCGGUUUUUGAAGGGGGGUGGGGAGGAUGUGGGUGAGGUGCAAUUGGGCGUAUUGGGGGUAUUGGGAGGAGGGGGAGGGUAUGGGAGUUAUGAUGGAGGUGGGGAUAGGAGGAGCGAGCAGGAGUGGUAUGGUGGGGGACUGUAGUGUUGAGGUGCAGGUCGAAGUGUUGCCGUUGGCUCUUCAUUGCCGUAUAUUGGGGUAAUUCCUUAGUGUGUAUGUACCCGUCUUUGCGCAUUUAGAUACCAUUUAGAUAAAUAAUACACUCGAUGUUCUCAAAAAGUCUUUUGUCGAGAAGUUGUGGAUACGGU